Molecule: messenger RNA, 510 nt
Organism: Schistocerca americana (American grasshopper)
Lineage: Eukaryota; Metazoa; Arthropoda; Insecta; Orthoptera; Acrididae
Product: gonadotropin-releasing hormone II receptor-like
Exons: 4
Coding region: 1-510 (169 amino acids)
Biological process (GO): G protein-coupled receptor signaling pathway
Cellular component (GO): membrane
Molecular function (GO): G protein-coupled receptor activity; peptide binding
Source: RefSeq, a predicted model, not a curated record
AUGGCGGCCGCGGCUGCCCGAUCCGAGGACACGACCACUUGCGAGUCCGGCGGCGACGUAGCGGACGCGCUGGCCACGGCCGGCCGCCGCCUCACCGGAGGCUGCCUGCCGGCGGCAGAACGUAAUCGGAUGAGGCUAAGCCGCAGCGCGGGGGCGGAAGGCCGGGGGCGGCGGAAAGCCGCCCGGCGUGGGAGCCGCGUGUGGAACGAGCCGAAAUUCACUUUCACGUGCACACUAUGCCUCGUGGGCUGGCGGCUCACGACGCAGUGGGUGGCGGGCGACGCGGCGUGCAAGGUCUUCCUGCUGCUGCGCGCCUUCGGGCUCUACCUGUCCAGCAACGUGCUCGUCUGCGUCUCGCUGGACCGCUACUUCGCCGUGCUGCACCCGCUCAAGGUGAACGACGCGCGCCGCCGGGGCAAGAUCAUGCUGGUGUUCGCCUGGCUCAUCGCGUUCGCCUGCUCCGUGCCGCAGAUACUUGUAUUAUUAGAUUGUACUGGCAUGUACGAGUAA